This is a messenger RNA of Myotis myotis, 247 nucleotides long. RefSeq names its product Purkinje cell protein 4-like protein 1. The transcript has a single exon. Bases 20 to 229 code for a protein of 69 amino acids. The record is from RefSeq and is a predicted model, not a curated record. Lineage: Eukaryota; Metazoa; Chordata; Mammalia; Chiroptera; Vespertilionidae.
CUUUUGUCCAGCCGCCGAGAUGAGCGAGCUUAACACCAAAACAUCCCCAGCAGCCAACCAGGCACCUGGCCCAGAGGAAAAGGGGGAAGCUUGCAAUGCCAAGAAGGCCGAGGGGGGGGAGGAGGAGGUGGACAUCGACCUGACAGCGCCGGAGACAGAGAAGGCUGCCCUGGCCAUUCAGGGCAAGUUCCAGCGAUUCCAGAGGAGGAAAAAGGACCCCAGCUCCUGAGUGCCAGCCUCGCCCUCC